AUGUCCCGAGACGCGUACGUGGGGGGCAGCCGGUCCCCGCGGGGCGUGAGAUUGCCCACCGUGGACCGGUCCCCCAGCCGGGCUUAUCCUGGUGGAAGUCCGAUAAGUAGAAAGACCUGCCGUCCGACGAGAUCUGGAAACAAUUCACCGGACCACGGUUACGGCUUUCACCACAGCUACUACAGAGACGAGGAGCUCGCCAGUCCGACUAUGUUGGAGGAAAGAGGACGUCCGUUGGCCGUCGGCCCUGGUCAUCAUCGUUCCCGUAGCGCGACAAGACCCACCAACCCCAUGACCGUACGAUACCAAUCUUUGGAUCGAGGCGCGACCGUUGACCAUGAACGAGAGUUCCUUCCCAUCCGCGACCGUAGGGAUCGUUCCCUCGAACGGUCCCUCUACUUCGACGAGGACACCUACGGAAGUCGAUCAGCUCGACAGUCCCCCACGUCCCAUCAGCCCUUCCUCGGUGAGCUGCAGCAUCAGAACUCCGAUCUUCAGCGUGAACUCGGCAACCUCAAGAAGGAACUCGAAUUGACCAACCAGAAGCUCGGCUCCUCCAUGCAUUCCAUCAAGACCUUCUGGAGUCCCGAGCUGAAGAAGGAGAGGGCCCUUCGCAAGGAAGAAUCCGCCAAGUACAGUCUCAUCAAUGACCAACUGAAACUUCUGAGCAGCGAAAACCAGAAACAAGCCAUGUUGGUUCGACAGUUGGAGGAGGAGUUGAGGAUGCGGAUGAGAGGACCGAGCAUAGAGAUGCAGCAGCAGAUGGAGGUCAUUUAUCAGGAGAAUGAGCAUCUGACCAGAGAAAUUGCCAUAUUGAGAGAUACCAUAAAGGAAUUGGAGCUGAGGAUCGAGACCCAGAAGCAGACGCUGCAGGCGCGCGACGAGAGCAUCAAGAAGCUACUUGAAAUGCUGCAAAAUAAAGGAAUGGGGAAAGAGGAGGAACGUCAAAUGUUCCAACAGAUGCAGGCGAUGGCUCAGAAGCAGGAACUGCGGGCGGCCAACGAGACGUUGCGCACGCUGCAGUCACAGCUGGAAAUGGUUCCUUCGCCCUCCAGCAGCACGGUCCGAGUGCUGCUGGACACAAAGGACGCUAGAAUAGCGACUCUAGAACGGGAAGUGCACUUGUUGGAAAACGAAGUGGAACGUCUUGGUGGUUCAAACGCACCUCAGGACUCCUCCACUCCCUAUAAGCGACAACUCGACGAGUUCCGGGUGGAGAUUCAACGUCGGGACCAGGAGAUCCUCGCAAUGAGUGCCAAGAUGAAGACUCUCGAGGAGCAGCACCAGGACUACCAGCGUCACAUCGCCGUUCUGAAGGAGUCCCUUUGCGCCAAGGAGGAACACUACAACAUGUUGCAGGCUGACGUCGACGAGCUUCGAUCCAGGCUGGACGAAAAGAACAGGCACAUCGAGAAGAAGACGCAGCAGUUCACGCAGGAACGGCAGCGUGCCGGCUCCGAAAUUGCAGAGAUGAGGGAGCACAUGGACAUCAAGGACAGAAAAAUUAAUGUCCUUCAGCGCAAGGUAGAGAAUUUGGAGGAUUUGUUGAAAGAGAAAGACAACCAAGUGGAUAUGGCGCGAGCCCGUUUGAACGCAAUGCAGGCUCACCACUGCUCAUCGGAGGGUGCCCUUUCAUCUCUUGAGGAAGCAAUCGGUGAUAAAGAGAAGCAGAUGAAUCAGCUGAGAGAACAAAGAGAUCGGGCCGAGCAGGAGAAGGCAGAAGAACGGGAAUUGCACGAAAGAGAGAUUGCCGAAUACAAGAUGAAGCUGCACGCUCUGAACAGUGAAGUAGAGAAGCUCAGCGUAAGGUUGGAGCGUGCCCAGGGUGAUCGGGAUAGAUUGGAGACGAAGCUGGAGAGUUCCCAAUCGGAGCUGGGCAAGUCGAAGGCAGAGCUUGAUAAGUUCAGUGUUGAGGUGGGAAGAAGCGGUGCCGAUUGGGAGCAAGCGAGGCAGAGAUUGGCACGUUUAGAGUUGGAGAACGAAAGACUCAAAUCGGAUCUGGAUAGGGCUCAACUCUCAUCGUCGUUUAGCAGAAGCGCUCUUAGCAGGUCGCAGGAGUUCGAUACGAGCACUUAUGAUCGUUCGGACAAGACCUCGGCCGAACUGAGACGAUGCCAGGCAGAGUUGAGGGUGACCCAAGCCGACAACGAACGUGCAAAGACAGAGGCAAUGGCUCUGCAGGAGAAACUGGAAAAGUCUCAGGGGGAAGUAUACCGCCUCAAGGCACGCCUGGAGAAUUCUCAUCAAGAGCAGGGAAGUCUACGAGAGGAGAUGGAACGGGCGCAGUCUACUAUGGCUCGUCUUCACGCCGACAAAGAUCGUUCUACGGCGGACCUCGAGAAGGCCAGGGAAGAGCUGGAGCGCUCACAGGCGACCUUGGCAAAGGCCCAGUCGCAGCAGGACAAGCUGCAAAAUGCCUUGGACAAAGCUCAGACCGAUGUCGACAAAAUGCAAGAGAGGCUCGACAAAGCAUUGGCGGAAGCACGCAGGAUACAACUAGAAAAAGAAAAACAAGAGUACGCUUUAGAGAAUGUCCAAUCGCAAUUGGACAAGGCUCUAGGGCAAUCUGCUCGAUUACAGAAGGACAAAGAUACCGCACAUCUAGAAGCAGAUCGUCUUAGAGAUAAGUACGAAAAGUCACAGAUUGCGGUGACUAGGCUCCAGAAGGAAAAGGAAAGUUUUCAGGAAGAGUGCGAUAAGAUUAAAGAACGUCUUGAAAUACAGCUAAGCCAAGUUGCUAAAGCGCAAAGAGAAAAAGCAGAUAUCGAGACUGAGCUCGACCUACUGAAGGAGAGAUGGGACAAGGCACACAUGCUCCAGCAGAAGAUACAGAUAGAGAGAGACGAUGCUAUUAACGAAAUUGAAUUAUUGAAAGAGAAACUUGAUAAAUCCAUGUAUUCCACGCAAAAGAUCAUGGAUGAACGCGAAAAUCUCAACAAGGAAUUCAAUAAGUUGUUGGAAAAAUACGAUAGAUCGCAGAGCGAUCUGUACAGACUACAAAACAAAUUGGAGACGAUUCAAGCAGACAAGGAUCGGUUCGAGAUUGAAGUGGAGAAGCAGCAAAUGUUGCAGACAAAAUCGCGAGAGGAUCAAAGAAAACUGCAGGAAGAAUAUCAGCGAUUGCAGGAGAUGCACGACAGAGCGCAAAUGCAAUUGGCCCGUACAAAGGAGAUGGAAGAAAAGUCGAAGGAGGAAUUGGGUAGACUUGGCAUGGACAUGGAGAUGGUGAGAGAGAGAUACGAGAAAGCUCAAUUGGAGUGUCGAAGAUUGCAAACGGAAAAGGACAAGUUGCAAUCGGAGAACGAGAGAUUGCAGUACGAAUUGGAAAGAUCACACAUUCAAGGUAACAAGGCUCAAGCCAGUUACGAGAAGGCGCAGGAAGAGGCGACGCGUCUUUCAAUCGAAGUGGAGAAGAUCAGAGAUAAGCACGAUACUCUGCAGAAUGAGUUUAGAAAAGUCGUCGGGGAGUACGAUUCUCUGCGCGAAAGCACCACGACAGCCGCGAGCAGAUAUUCAAAGUACGACAGAGAUGAGAGAACCAAGGAGGAUAAUGAUAGGCUCAGAGCCGAAGUGGAUAGAUUGAGAGAACGAUUGGAUAAGACCUUAACGGAAUUGGAUAGAUCGAGGAAGGAUCUGGCUUUAGCCGAGACCAGUCGCGGUAAAUACCAGUACGAGGAGAAGGAAAAAUCGGCUGAAACUGACAGACUGAGGGAUGAAUUGCAAAGAAGCGUUAACACGAUUGAACAGCUCGAAACCAAGUUGCACGAGUUAACAAUGCAACUUGAUUUGGCCAGGGCCGAAGUAUCCAAAGUCUCGGGAGGACAAGACAAACAGCGUCACGAAUUGGAAAGGGCAGUCAUUGAAUGCGAGAAGCUCAGAGAUCGGCACGAAAAGCUCAAACUGCAAAUGGAAAAAUUGGAGAAGGAAAAUGAAAAGUUGCGCGUGGAAUUGGCACAAACGGAGAGAAGACAAACUUUGGCCGCGGAUAAGGUCAGAUCGGAUGAAAGGUUAGAGGUGGAACGUUUGAAGGAAAAAUUGGAAAAGGCGAUACAAGCUCGAGAUGCUACAGAACUGGAGGCAGGUAGAUUGGCCCAGGAGCUCGAAAAAUCCCAGAUUCAUCUUGCAAAGGCUUUAGAGACGAACGAAGCCACGAAAAUCGAGUUCGAACACAUGGCUAAUGAACUGACACGAAUGCACGAGAGGAUCGAAAGGGAGAAGAUCGAAUGGAAAACGCUAGAACAGGAGAGAGACGUGCUGCAUGCAGAAGUGCAGCAGGUUCGUAGUGGAAUGGACUCGCAACGUAGAACCAUCGAUCACAGGGCUCAAGAUACUAUCGUUAAGCUGCAACAAGAAUUAGCCCAAGCUUCCAGAGAACGCGAAAAGAUCGCCUCGAUGCUAGACAAGCAGGGUAGACAAGGAGAUUCUGUUGAAAAGCAAAUCGUCAAAUACGAAGCAGACAUCAAGCAGCUGACCAUGGAACGUGAUCAAUUGGUGAUGCAACUGGAGAAGUCCCAAGAUAUGCUGAUGAAAUUCCAACAGGAGCUCAAUCAGAGCGAAACAGAUUUAGAAAGGCAAAAGGCCGAAGUGACAAGACUCAAGAAUGAACAGAAGCGAAUGUCUCAGGACGUCGAGAGGGGCACCAAGGAGAUGCUCGAGAAUAGGGAUAGAGAAAUUCAGAAACUCCAGCAGCAGCUUGCUAACAUCCAGAAGGAGCGCGACAACCACAGGCAAAGAGCUGACAAAGCCGAGAAACGUCUGCAAGAAACUGGUGCCAGAGGCGACAACGAAUUGGAGCAGUGGCGUAAAGUGGUCGAAACAGAGACAACUCGAGCGGAUCAAGCUGAAAAAGCCGCUCAGGAGCUGCAAAAGCGCAUCCAAGUCAUGGAGAAGCAGCUACAACAACAGCUUCAGCAGAUGGCUCAAUACCAGAAAGGCGGUAUACAUCCACAGCAGGACGACAAGGAAAUGGUCAGGUUGAAGAAGGAGCUGGAAAAGGGACAGGCAGAGCUAAAGAAUAGCCACACAGAGAAGGAUCGUCUUCAGGCGCAACUGGAAAUGCUGGUGCAAGAGCUGGAACGGAAUCAGAUGGAACUUAUGGAAGUUUCGAAGAAGAUGCAUAACAACGUUGCGCCGCAGAAGCAGAACGAAGAGAUUAUCGCACAAAAGAAGCAGCUCGAUGAGCAGCGUCGUCAGUUCGAAGAACAACGGAAAACAGUGGACUCCAAACACAAGCAGAUGCUGGAGAAGGAGAAGCACAUCAACGAGAUGGAUCAAGAUCUGAGAAGGAGGAAAGACCAAAUGGAUAAAUUGGAAGCGCAGCUUAAAAAGGCUGGAGGAGGAGCAGCUGCGGCCGGAGAACUGAACAAGAAGUUAUCACAGGCCGAGCAGAAUUACAAGAAGGCAAUGGACGAGGCCAAGCAGAAAGAAGGCGAAAUGGAGAGGCUUCUUCAAUUAGUGCAGAUGAGUCAGGAGGAGCAAAACACUAAAGAGAAGACCAUCAUGGAGCUACAACAGGCACUUAAAGCGGCGCAAUCAAAACUGAAAUCGCAGCAGCAGGUCAACGCGCAACUAGAGGAGCAGAGAAAAAAGGAGGAGGCUGGUCCAGCCGGAUUCCUGAAAAGCUUCUUCUAAAGACCUUUAACCUUCCAUCAAUCUUUACACACACACA
This is a messenger RNA of Nicrophorus vespilloides, 5668 nucleotides long. It is a transcript of the gene brp, whose product is annotated as myosin-9. The transcript is spliced from 14 exons. Gene Ontology annotation, cellular component: cytoskeleton of presynaptic active zone. The coding region runs from base 1 to 5631 and encodes 1876 amino acids. Gene Ontology annotation, molecular function: structural constituent of presynaptic active zone. The record is from RefSeq and is a predicted model, not a curated record. NCBI's taxonomy places the organism in Eukaryota, Metazoa, Arthropoda, Insecta, Coleoptera, Silphidae. Gene Ontology annotation, biological process: maintenance of presynaptic active zone structure; regulation of synaptic plasticity; neuromuscular synaptic transmission.